AUGUGUAUGUGUAAACUACUAAUUGACUUGCUAGAAAAUGUCGUUCCUUUUGAAGAAAUAAUACUGUUUGUUGUUGUGCUGAUUCCAUUUCCCCAGUGUGAAGUAACUGUAGAAUAUAGAGUCAGAUCUGAUCAUCAUGAAGAAACUCAGCAUGGGAUAUUUAAACACAGUGACAAUGUUUUGUUCGCCUGUGCUUUCAGCCUCCCAUUUGGGCAAAUUACAUCUGAAGACAUUCGCCAGAGUUGCCUGCAUUAUACGAUGCAGAUUUGUGAAAUUAUUACCCAGAAUGCAUCAACUCCUUUGGGCGCACUACUUUUGACAAUCGAAAAGGCGAUUAUGAAACAUGCUUUAGGUAGAUGUAGUGCAUUUACUUGGCGUCUUUUUCAAGUCCGAUUUGGUCUGCUCUUGUCUUGCAAAAAAUUAUGCGAUAGCACCAUUUCUGGAUUUAAAACACAAUUUUAUCAGUCCCACAAAUUGUGGUUUGAGCUUCAAGUUGCACAUGAUGUAAGUGAAGUUAGCAGUGUGCUAUGUGUUCGUAACGCGGUUCGGCGUAUGUGUGGUGUCGGUCCUUGUUUACAUAUGUGGAUUUGCUUCAGUGGAUAUGGACUUGGUGACGUGCAAUAUCAAUGUAAGGAAAAAAAUGGGCAGAAUAACUGGUUUGCUUGGUCGUUUUUCCUUGUGUUGCAAUUACAGGCUGAAGGAAAUCACUUUGAAGUUGCAUCCGUGACUGGUCAACAAUUUAGUUGUAUUGUGCCAAAGUUUGCCGAUUGGUGGACUUAUGAGCUAUGUAUGGGAAAGGAGGUGCUUCAGCAUCACAAAGACAAGGAUUGCAUUGUGUCAUCAACAAAACCGCGGAAUGCAUGUCGGUGUUUGAGACUCGAGAAUUGCAGUAUUUGGAUUGUUCACAAUCGGUGUAUUAAUUUUGUCAAAACAGUUGGAAACAAUUUUGAUUUAAUAAAUAACACUUUGCCCGAUAUGACAUUUCUGCAGCUGACGUCCGUUGCAGCAAAUUUUGCAGAACGGGGUUGUGGUUCGGUGUCAUCUUUUGUCUAA
Molecule: messenger RNA, 1053 nt
Organism: Echinococcus granulosus
Lineage: Eukaryota; Metazoa; Platyhelminthes; Cestoda; Cyclophyllidea; Taeniidae
Exons: 7
Coding region: 1-1053 (350 amino acids)
Source: RefSeq, a predicted model, not a curated record